Messenger RNA from Cucurbita moschata (crookneck pumpkin), 566 nucleotides. Its product is annotated as dynein light chain 1, cytoplasmic-like. Bases 95 to 376 code for a protein of 93 amino acids. Gene Ontology annotation, biological process: microtubule-based process. Gene Ontology annotation, molecular function: dynein light intermediate chain binding; dynein intermediate chain binding. The transcript is spliced from 3 exons. Lineage: Eukaryota; Viridiplantae; Streptophyta; Magnoliopsida; Cucurbitales; Cucurbitaceae. The record is from RefSeq and is a predicted model, not a curated record. Gene Ontology annotation, cellular component: dynein complex.
UGGAGGUAUUCCAUACGCAAAAGAACAGUGAGGUUGGACAAGUCAUUGGAAGUGGAAGCGGUGAGAUAAAAGGGAGAAAGAAAAAGAGAAGAUCAUGUUGGAAGGGAAAGCCACCGUCAAACAAACCGACAUGUCGGAGAAGAUGCAGAUUCACGCCAAGGCCUCUGCAUCUCACGCCCUCGAUCUCUUCGACGUCUCCGAUUGCCUCUCGCUUGCUGCGCAUAUCAAGAAGGAAUUUGAUCGGAGCUACGGGAGUGGGUGGCAAUGUGUGGUGGGUUCCAAUUUCGGCUGCUUCUUCACUCAUUCAAAGGGGACCUUCAUCUAUUUUUCCCUUGAAACUCUCAAUUUUCUCAUCUUUAAAGCUGCUUCCAACUAAUUAUUUCCUAAAUUACCAUUUCACAGCACUACAAAUGCUUUCAUCUUCAGGGGCACCCUCGUCCUUUCUCCUCCUCCUCUCUCUAAAUUACAUGGAACCAACCAUGUAUGUGUAUCAAUUAUGUUUCGCCAUUCACUUUCUUUCUUCAGACAAAUCUCCUUCUACGUGUAAUAUGUUUCACGAGUUGUUA